This is a messenger RNA of Oncorhynchus mykiss (rainbow trout), 3060 nucleotides long. RefSeq lists its product as uncharacterized. Lineage: Eukaryota; Metazoa; Chordata; Actinopteri; Salmoniformes; Salmonidae. The record is from RefSeq and is a predicted model, not a curated record. Gene Ontology annotation, biological process: regulation of DNA-templated transcription. Gene Ontology annotation, molecular function: RNA polymerase II cis-regulatory region sequence-specific DNA binding; DNA-binding transcription factor activity, RNA polymerase II-specific.
AAGAGAUUCACCUCCUCAUCAGGCAUUAAAAUUCAUCAGAGAAUCCACACAGGAGAGAAAUCUUAUAUCUGUACUCAAUGUGGAAAGAGUUUUACUACAUCUAGCCAUCUGACAUUACACCAGAGAACACACACAGGAGAGAAACCUUAUAUCUGUGAUCAAUGUGGGAAGAGUUUUUCUGCAUCUAGCUAUCUGACUCUACACCAGAGAACACACACAGGAGAGAAACCCUAUAUCUGUGAUCAAUGUGGCAAGAGUUUUGUUCGAUCUGACCAGCUGACAUUACACCAGAGAACACACACAGGGGAGAGACCUUAUAGCUGUGGUCAAUGUGGGAAGAGUUUUGGUCAAUCUGGAGAUCUGACAGUGCACCAGAGAACACACACAGGAGAGAAAUCUUAUAGCUGUGAUCAAUGUGGAAAGAGUUUUGUUAGAUCUAGCCUUCUGACAUUACACCAGAGAACACACACAGGAGAGAAACCUUAUAGCUGUGAUCAAUGUGGCAAUAGUUUUACUACCUCUAACUAUCUGACUCUACACCAGAGAACCCACACAGGAGAGAAACUUUUUAUCUGUGAUCAAUGUGGGAAGAGUUUUGUUCGACCUGGCCAGCUGACAUUACACCAGAGAACACACACAGGAGAGAAACCUUAUAGCUGUGGUCAAUGUGGGAAGAGUUUUGGUCAAUCUGGAGAUCUGACAGUGCACCAGAGAACACACACAGGAGAGAAACCUUAUAGCUGUGAUCAAUGUGGGAAGAGAUUUGCCACAUCAGGCUCUCUGACUCUACACCAGAGAACACACACAGGAGAGAAACCUUAUAACUGUGGUCAAUGUGGGAAGAGUUUUGCUGCAUCGAGCAAUCUGACUCUACACCAAAGAACACACACAGGAGAGAAGCCUUAUAGCUGUGUUCAAUGUGGGAAGAGUUUUGGUCAAUCUAGCAUUCUGACUCGACACCAGAGAACACACACAGGAGAGAAAUCUCAUAGCUGAUACCAAAUAUAAUCUGAUAAAAGAUCUCUGCUCAAAUAUCAGAACAUGUAUACAUGAUGGAGUUGUUUCAUGAUAUCAAUGAAUUAAUGUCACAAUGUAGAAUGUUUUAACAUUGUAGUUGGAGUAUUUUAAUAGUGUCACAAUUUAGAACCCUAAACGUUUGCCCCCUUAUCAAUUGAUUUCAACAUGUUAUCGAUGAGUGAUGACAAAUAAGUGUUGCAGUCCUUUGUUUAGCGACCCCUGAUUUGAAAUGCAUCUCUCCAAAAUGUAGCUGACUGUCUUCUGCAGGUUGUCCUCCAACCAGUGAGGUAAAAGAUAUCUCCCAUUUCCAUGUGUUUUUUUAGUUGUGUUUGUUUCAACAUCAGGUAGAACUGAUUCCCCCCUAAUCGACAUCAGUGAUUAUUUACUUAUCAAAACAACAGCUUUUUUGGUGCUUGUGCAGUUUAUAAGGAACUUAUACAAGUAAUUUGAUUAUUGUGGCAGAUGUUUGUGUAUAUUGUACAAUUUAUGUUUAGUUUUUCAAUUUAUCACAAACUGUUUCUGCAUAUUGGUUAUUUAUUUAUUUUUAUCUUUAUUUAACUAGGCAAGUCAGUUAAGAACAAAUUCUUAUUUUCAAUGACGGCCUAAUCACAUCAUAUUUCAAACAUUCAGCCUGACAAAAGAUACAUGUUUUAUUAUUCCAUGCCUCACCAUUAAGUCAAUUAUUGCCAAUACAUAUUAACAAAGGGAUGUACAUUUGCUUUUGAUAUUUCAAAUGUACAAUUCAUGUGACAUUUAGUAAUCAUAAUUAUUUAUGCAACCAACUGACAAUUUUUGGGUACAAUUAUAUUGAAAUUGUUAGCCUGCUUUUAGAAUAUCAGGGAUCAUUCUCAGAUGUGCCAACCCUAAUGUACUGGAGCAUGACAUUGGGGACUGGGCCUCGAUCCAACAACAUGCCUAUCGAGAUAUUGCAGGACUUUGCUCUUGAAAUCAUACAAUUUGAUUUGAGUUUUGUUUGGGAAAGUACUACGGAUAUUGCAGGAGUUUCCUCUUAAAAUCAGACAUGUCCGUGAUAAGGUUAACUUGGUUGCUGAUUGUCUCAAGUGUGGGCAGUCAAAAGGUUUUGUGUUUUUCGUUAGGCAGUCAUUGCUAUGGAUCACGUUUUUCCGUAUUGGAGAUGAGUUUUGUUUGGGCUCAUUCCAAGGGGAGGAGAGUUCUAGAAGCUAGUGAGUUUUAGGAUUCUAUAGAAAGAAAAAGGAGAAAAAAAUUAUAUGAUUGUAUAUUAUUGUUUAGAAGUAUGUGUUUUUUCUUGUUUUUAAUUGUUGACAGCAAGUGGUUUUCUGUUGGUGGUGAGCAAACUUGACCAACAAAAAUUUAGGAUAUAUUUGUUGUCUUUAGGGGGAAGGUGUUACAGGCUUUGGUUUUUCCAUUUAUGUUUUGAUGUUAGACUUUAGCACGUAGGAACGGGGGAUACCAAGUCAGCUGUACAACUGAAUGCAUUCAACUGACAUGUGUCUUCCGUGCACUGAUGACUGUCACCUCGUUAGUAUGUGUUACACCUGUGCUGGCUUGUCCAUCUCGUUAGUGGGAAGGUGUUUCACCUGACCUGGUCCAGGUUCUAUUUAAGAGUGUCUGGCCCAGUGCUCCAGUUGUCUGAUAGAUGUGGAGAGUCAACACCUUUAGUUCAUCCACCUUUAAGUUUGUUGUGGGUUUUUUGUUUGGUUUCCUCUUCUUGGGCAGUUUUAGUGGGUUAGAUUUAGUGGUGUCUUUUAUUUCCCAGUUGUUGUUACUAGUCAACUUUCAAUGUACACCCCCAUAGUGCCUUUCAGAACCCCUCUUAAAAAAAACAGCUUUAAUUUUGGGUUGGAUAUUUUCAUCAAAGGCAUUUCCUUAGGAUGCUCAUUAGUCUUUAAGUUGCUAUUAUUGUUUUUUAUCCUCUUAUGUUUGUGUACUAAAUAUUUCUGUUUAUUUUAAUUUGUUUUUUCCUGUGAAGUCAUUGUGUUGCAUCCAUGUCUGACAUACUGUAUAAAUAAAGCUUGAUUUGAUUUGAACAUAUUGCAAAACAAAUUAAGCCAAUGAUUGACC